CUUUCAUUUCUUAACAACAUUUCUGCAACUUUUCGUUUUCCAGUUCCAAUUUUCGCAUAUUUUCUUGAUUAUUAAAAGGCAUACUUCACUUUUAUUUUAUUUUACUGUUGAUAUGUUUUAAUGAUUUAAAUUUUAGAUAUUGUGAAUUAUUUAUAGAAUAGAUAAAAUGAUUACGCUUAAUAGGAAAUUAAAAAAAGAACAUACAGAAACCAAUAACGGCAUAACUAAUGAACCUUUACGAAGGAUAUCAGUGAGGGACAAACUAUUAGUGAAAGAGGUGCAGGAAAUGAAUGAGAAUUUGCCGCUGACUUGUUCCGUGCACUUCGAGGACCCCAACGUCCUUAGUGAGUUCAUUUUGACUGUUACCCCCGACGAAGGUUACUGGUUGGGUGGCAAAUUCAAAUUCAGUGUAUACGUUACCGACGACUACAAUAUGGCUCCACCAAAAGUAAAAUGUGUGACGAGGCUCUGGCACCCCAACAUAAAUCUAGAUGGGGACAUUUGCUUAUCUUUACUAAGACAGACUUCUAUAGAUGAACAUGGCUGGGCACCAACUCGGAGACUUAAAGACGUUGUUUGGGGCCUCAAUUCAUUAUUUACGGACCUAUUGAAUUUUGAGGAUCCACUCAAUAUAGAAGCAGCAGAAAUGUACAAUAAGAACAAAACAGAGUUUCAAACGAAAGUACAGGAAUAUAUAGCUAAGAAUAAAAGAUGAAACAUGGUGAUAUUAAUAAUUAAAUAAAUUUAAACAUUGUCUCACUAGCUCUAUAUAAAUACUCUCAAUUACUGUUGUAAAUCAAGACAUUUUAAUAUGUGAUUCAAUGGAAAACUUAAAUAAAGAAAUAGAUGAAAUGCUUCCAGAUUUUUAGAAACUUAUAACAUUGUCGCACUAUUAGUAGUUGAAGAGCUGAUCACAAUUCGUAUCUACUUUCGUUUGUUGUAUUCUAUGUUUACGGUAUUGAAGAAUUUGUAAAUAUAAUUAAAUUAUUACUGAUUGAGGAUGUUAAUAAUUCUAUGAUCUAUAUUGUGAGAGAUAGCAUGCAUAUGGGCCGUCCAUUUAACACGUGAGGCUCUAAAGAGGGGUAGUUGGUUAAAAAUCAUGAAAUAUUAGAAGGGGGUAUCUGAUAUCAUACUACAACACCCCAACUGUAUCUAUUUUAUCGUCAAACCCGCGAUUUCUAUACCGACUUGUAAUAUUAGACUUCGCUAGAAUAAAAUCUUUACAAAGUAUAAAAUGUAGUGGCUUCCGCUGUCUGUUCGCUUAGAUCUUUUAAACUACACAACGGAUUUUCUAGCAAUAUAUAGAGUGAUUCAAGAGGAAGUUUUAUGUGUAUAACAGGCCCGUGCGAAUCCGGGGCGGUUAGCUAGAUUAUAAUGUAUACUUGUAUUUAAAGAGUAAUCUAAAAAUUUUAAGAUCAUUUAUAGGUAUUACAAAUACACUAGAUUUUGGGUUUGUUAGUCUAAAAACGUAUUAAGGAAGGUAUUUAUUCUCUUUACUUAUUUAAGAGCUUAGGAUGAUCCUAAGCUAUUGUGGCUAAAAAACAGCAGAUAAUGAAAAAAUGAAGAGGACCUGUUUUGUGCAGAAUUUUUUUCUCUACAACUUUUAUUUAAAACUAUUUUUCAUAUUUCUUACCGUUAUUGAGUAAUAUUGAAAAAAGGUGUUUUUCAACCCUUUUUUUAAAUUUUUCAUCUCUUUCCCGUCAACUUAUAUCAAAUUCCUUUCUGAAUAUUAUUGUUCACAUAUUUGUGGACUUAAUUUUAUAUAUAUUCUGCAAAAACUGGUCACAUCAUGUUUUAUUUUAAAAUUUUACUAGAUUAAUAGUGAGCAUGUUAGCUCCAUGUUGGCUUCUUAAUUAAUAAGGAAGGGUUAAAAAUGCUAAAAAAACAACGUGAUGAAUGGACGGUCCCAUAGUAGAUUGCAUUUAAUUCUACUAUUAGACAGCAAAUUCAUAUAUUACAACAUUUUAUUUUGUAUUAAAUCGCAAUUAUAGGUAUUUUUUAUAAAAAUUACUAGUGACAUUGUUCGUAGAGAAGAUUUAAAUUCACCUUUCGCAUGUUAAAAUCAAUUUUAUAUGACAAUUGAAAGUACUACAAUUUUAGAUACAAUUAUAUAAAUACUCCAAAAUGUGAUAACUAUCUCUUUUUAAUUAUGAUGUAUGUACAGAUGAGAUGAGAUUAUCCGGACAUCAGUUAGUGAAUUCUCAGUCUCCUGAUUACCAAUGGCA
Molecule: messenger RNA, 2225 nt
Organism: Achroia grisella
Lineage: Eukaryota; Metazoa; Arthropoda; Insecta; Lepidoptera; Pyralidae
Product: NEDD8-conjugating enzyme UBE2F-like
Exons: 3
Coding region: 167-715 (182 amino acids)
Source: RefSeq, a predicted model, not a curated record